UAACGCCGUGCAGUGUUAUCGAAGUUUACAUCUGUUUCAAGCACAACCCUUCUUAUCCACCUACCUUUCAUUGGCUCAGACUCAGGGUCAGGCUCCCUGCACACUAUGCUCAAGUCAGCACCCCGAACGACUCUAUCAUACAUCAACGUACCCAUCCAUUUCACUGCUGGCCAAUUCCGCGGAGGAUGCGUGCGUGCUGAGCUCGUCGAGAUACAAAAAGCAGACCUUGGGCGAAAGUAUGCUCGCGUAGACAGACGCCCUCUCGACCCACCACCAGUGGUUCAACUCAGACUGUAUCACAUACACAAUGAGGGUACUGAACAUGAAUCCGAACGAGAAGUUCAAGACUACGACAACAUACAAUGUCUUGGAUUACUAUGCAACGUCGACUUGUUUCCAGUGCCCACUCAACCCGAUGACUCAUCGGAGUCAGGCUCCCUGCCCCGUCUCCCGCGCCAACUUUCGCCAGUAGUGCAACCCAUUCACCCCUCCAACAACUACCCACUACCUUCGAUCUUGUCCACUGAUCGAUUUCCUCCCUCAACCAGUUCGAGUAGGAUUCUCGUGUCAGAUGCUAAGCUUCCCCUCCCUCCUAAUGUCCAUCCCGAUUCAUUCCAAAUUUCCGAAAACCUGAAAUGCACUGCUGCACUCUCGGGUGCCACUUUCGUGCAGCCAGCUUGUAUAGACUAUGAAGGCAAGAAGGCUCUUGUCUUUCCAUUUUCUGACCUUGCGGUAAAAAUUGAAGGCGACUUCUUCCUCCGCUAUCGUAUUUUCGAUCUCUUUGCGCGCACUGCAAGUCUAGCAGAUAUACCAGUGCAGGCUGAGUGCCACGGCGGUCCAUUCCGCAUAUAUUCAACCAAGGAAUUUCCUGGUUUACAACCUUCGACAGAGUUGUCCAAGCAACUCUCCAGAUAUGGUGUACGACUCAAUACCCGCGAGACGGAGCGCAAGCGCAAGAAAAAGGCUUCCGAAAGUAGCGCCAUCCCAACUCGAGCAAGCAAACGCAAAGCCACAAGGAUUCUGCGGAGCGAGAGCGAGUGUGAUUGAGUUUGCUGUAAUUACGGAUCAGGACGACUACGUUCAACGGACUUGGCAUUUUCAUUUGGUUUUCUCCCGCGAAAAUUUUAUUAUAUCU
Suillus plorans is the source of this 1135-nucleotide messenger RNA. RefSeq names its product velvet factor-domain-containing protein. Bases 106 to 1047 code for a protein of 313 amino acids. Lineage: Eukaryota; Fungi; Basidiomycota; Agaricomycetes; Boletales; Suillaceae. The transcript is spliced from 5 exons. The record is from RefSeq and is a predicted model, not a curated record.